Molecule: messenger RNA, 393 nt
Organism: Lolium perenne
Lineage: Eukaryota; Viridiplantae; Streptophyta; Magnoliopsida; Poales; Poaceae
Source: RefSeq, a predicted model, not a curated record
AUGGCGGGGGCUGGCGACGGGGCUGCGGGCGCGGCGAGGCCGGCGACAGGCGAGGCGAGGGGCCGACGACGGGGGCUGCGGGCGCGGCGGGGCCGGCGACGGGUGGCUGCGGGAGCGGCGGGGGCCGGCGAAGGGGCGGCUGCGGGCGCGACGUGGAGGAGGCCGGAGCGGGCGGCGAUGGGAAGGAGGAGCGAGCGCGGCGCGGGGCCGGCAACGGGCGUCUGCGGGAGCGGCGGGGCCGGCGACAGGCGGCUGCGGGCGCGACGUGGAGGAGGCCGGAGCGGGCGGCGAUGGGAAGGAGGAGCGGGCGGCUGCGGGAGCGGCGGGGCCGGCGACGGCGGCUGCGAGCGCGACGUGGAGGAGGCCGGAGCCGGCGGCGAUGGGAAGGAGUAG